UUUUAUACCCAGUUGUAUUGGACUUACAAUCGCUAAAGUACAACUUUUAUUUUCAUUAGUUUACUUGUAAGAGUUCUUUUACGACGACGGUCAGCUAUUUGUCUUGAGGAUCGUCGAGAACACAAAGCGCUUAUUGAGAUUAAACUGGGUGAUAAAUAAAAUUCUAAUUAAAAAAUGAAUCAGCAACUAACUAUUUCCCUGGUGGUCACCGUUAUUGUAGGUCUAUUAGCACUUACCUCUGUAAAUGGAUUUCCCGAUGGAGCGCCGGUCGAUGUAUGUGUUAAAGAACGACCGAAUCAGCCCUAUCAUGGUCAGUUUCGUUCACAGCCUGCUAACACCAGCCCUUAUCAGAUUAUAGCCUCAUCAAAAGAUUACGCACCUGGAAAACAAAUUAGUGUCAGCAUAAAGGGAGAUACUUUCAAGGGUUUCUUCAUACAAGCUAGAGAUUCGCGCACUCAUGCAUGGAUAGGUAGCUUCGCAACAACACCCAACACCAAAGUUUUCGAUGAGUGCAGUUCAGUAACUCACGCCGAUUCAAAAGAUAAACAAGAAGCUACAUUAAUUUGGAACUCUCCAACCAAGGGACAGGGUCAAGUCUACUUCACUGGUAGUAUCUUGAAGGAUUACUCGACUUUCUGGGCAGAGUUGAUUUCUCAAUAGAAAUUUCUUACGAACUUUAGAUGACGAUAUACUUUUCCAUGUAAAGCAGGAUUUUAUGAAAUAAUUUCGUCAUCGAAGAAAUAAAGUUACCUUUUAUAAAUAUAUAUAUUAACGUUGAAUAAGAUACUCGUAAAAUCAAUUAAAGUUAUAAGUUUAUAAAUAUAAGU
Messenger RNA from Cotesia glomerata, 827 nucleotides. Its product is annotated as putative defense protein 3. The transcript is spliced from 5 exons. NCBI's taxonomy places the organism in Eukaryota, Metazoa, Arthropoda, Insecta, Hymenoptera, Braconidae. The coding region runs from base 175 to 660 and encodes 161 amino acids. Gene Ontology annotation, molecular function: oxidoreductase activity, acting on metal ions. The record is from RefSeq and is a predicted model, not a curated record.